AUGACUAAGCUUACAGUGAAGGAGGUUCUAUUUGUGUGGUCACCGGAGUGUGAGGUGAGUUUUGCAAGCCUCAAGCAGAUGUUGACUACCACGCCGGUGUUAGCACUGCUUGAGCAGAACGAGAACUACGUUGUGUUUACAGAUGCUUCUGGUGUGGGGUUGGGUUGUGUGCUUAUGCAGCAGAGGAAGGUUACCGAAGUGUUUUGGGUGAGUUUGAGACAGUUUCGAGGUGAUUUGGAUCGGAGGAUCGACGUUCGUGUUCCCGGAGUUCGCGUCUGCAGAAGAGGUAUCGAUCGACACCUUGUAGCAUCAAUCAACACCAUGUCGUGCAAGCAUCGAUCGACACCGAUGUAG
Messenger RNA from Camelina sativa (false flax), 354 nucleotides. NCBI's taxonomy places the organism in Eukaryota, Viridiplantae, Streptophyta, Magnoliopsida, Brassicales, Brassicaceae. The record is from RefSeq and is a predicted model, not a curated record.